GGUUAGCGGUCAACCGCGACACUCACUAGUGUGCCUUAUCCUCUAGAACUCCGAGUUUAGUUUUCUUUCCCUAGAGAUUUUGACGUCGACUUCAGUCCGUGAGAGUUUAAUGGUCUGGGUUGCAUUUCGAUCUGUCCAAUUUCGGUUUCUUGACAUCAAUUUCAAUGAUGUGUUGGGGUAUCAGAGAGCACCAUUUUUGGGACGAGGUCUAAGGAAUGCUUUACCUCCUGCGUCUCAUGCACUGACGAAUGUUAACACUUUCGUGAGUUUUUUGAGACGGCUGAGCGUGGUUCGAUUGUCUUGAGAGCCGAUGUUUUGAGUCCUCUUUUGUGAAGUGUUUGCCUUUCUCGCAGAGUUUCUAACUAUUUGUCGUCGUUCAAGGUCUUCUUUUCCUCUUGUAAGGAACUGGUGCCGUUUUGCCUCUUCACAGUGAUAUGUUCUCCGGGUGCGGUCUGCGAGAUAUUUGGGAUGGAAGCAUGAGCGAGUUCCAUUCGUGACCAGUGCUGUAUCAAGAAGGCGGUGCGAUCGACCUUGGAGCACGUCAUUGCCCGCGUAGUCUUCUACAGGGUUUCAAUUCAAUGACAAACUGUUGCUGUGCCGUGUCUCUCCUGACUUUGUCAAUUCUUCUCUGCAUCGUGCUGCGAGGGGUUCAAUCCUCGAGCGUUUUGCGAGCCACAGUGGAGAACGCUGCGGAUAAUGCACGCUAUGGAGGAGAAUCCUCGCGAUCCGGAGGGCUAUACUUCAGUCUGAAGCGCCGCGAUUCCCCCGACUCCCCGUUUCGGCAGCGUCACAGAAGCAGAAUGGACCAGUUGCAGGUGGUUCUGCAUCGAGAUAAUGCGCGAGCCAAAUCCUUUCAGGAACAUAUCAUAACGCGACAGCCGAGGCGUGCCACUGGGAUGUCAACCGAAAAGGAUUCGUCGGACGCUGCGCCCUGUCAUCGAUCGGAUUCCCCUGCUGAUCCUACAGUGCCUGAAAACCUGGAGCAGGGAAGUCUGCUGGCUCCGGAAAAUGCAGGGGAGUAUUACACGGAGCUCUACGCCGGGACGCCGCGGCAGCUAAUCGUGGCUAUGGUAGAUUUAGGGAGUGACGUCUUCUGGAUGGGGAAGCCAUUGAGCAGGUUACGAAACCGCAAAUACACAGAUCCCGUGAAAUCGUUCUUCUAUCCCUCUUCCUCCGUCUCGUUCACUCUAAUUCCUUCGGGAUCCGAAAAUUGCCUUGCACUGAAGGGUAUUCAUGUGUCUGGUCAGAGAGAAGAUUGCCGUCUCUUGGUGGGCACAAAGGAGCAGUACUACGGAGCGCUGGAAUUUGCCUACGAAGACAUUCGGCUGAACAAAACCGCGGAGUACAAAUCUGGCGUGAUUAAGCAGCUGCUGAUUAGUGUGAGCCAGGUGCCACGGUCGACAGCAGGAGUACUAGGCCUCGGUAGGGGGGACUCCUCGUUCGCAACCCAGGUAGUAAAGCGGCACACUCAUUUCUUCAACAGAAUUUCCUAUUGCCUGGCCGACACAGAUGAACCCGCAGGAAGCUCCUUGGUGUUUAGCUCUGGCGAAGGAGGCCCACAUCUCGAGUUCACGCCGCUGUUGAAGCACCCUCUUGUGGAGACUUUUUACUUCGUAAAUUUGGUUGCGGUGGCUGUGAACGGCGCCAAAUUGCCAAUUUCUAGUAAAGUGCUCAAGAUGAAUAGCGAGGGGAAUGGAGGGGCCAUCCUUGACAUGAGCACUCGGUUCACGAGAUUCCCGAAUAGCGCAUUCGAUCACUUGGUCAAAGCUCUUAAGGCGCUCAUCCGGUUACCGACGAUGGUGGUGCCCAGGUUCCAACUGUGCUACAGCACCGUGAACACUGGCACCCUCAUAAUUCCAACCGUGACCCUAAUUUUUGAGAAUGGUGUGAGAAUGAGAUUGCCAAUGGAGAACACUUUCGUCUCUGUGACAGAGCAGGGGGACGUGAUGUGCUUGGCUAUGGUGCCGGGAAAUCCUGGAACUGCGACCGUCAUUGGCAGCGCCCAGCAGCAGAACUUCCUCAUAGUCAUCGAUAGGGAGGCGUCACGGUUAGGCUUUGCACCCCUGCAGUGUGCAUCUUCGCCCAACUUGUGAUUGACGAACCAAAACCAUGAUUAAAGCUGGUCGGUUAGUCAAAUAACUGUACAUAGUUAGAACACUCGAACGACACAGAUAAACGAUCACAACACUUGGAAUCAGCUUCUAUCCACGUCGUGCUUUUAGACGUGGACUUGACAGCCUACACAUCUUUCUGAUCCCCCAUUGUCGAAGCC
Physcomitrium patens is the source of this 2272-nucleotide messenger RNA. RefSeq names its product aspartyl protease family protein 2. The record is from RefSeq and is a predicted model, not a curated record. Lineage: Eukaryota; Viridiplantae; Streptophyta; Bryopsida; Funariales; Funariaceae.